Messenger RNA from Triticum turgidum subsp. durum (durum wheat), 909 nucleotides. Lineage: Eukaryota; Viridiplantae; Streptophyta; Magnoliopsida; Poales; Poaceae. The record is from the annotation of a GenBank genome assembly.
AUGGCCUCCACCGCCCAGCUUCUCGGCCACCUCGCCGGCUCCACCGCCACAGCCAGCCUUAGCUUCACGCCUGUCAGCGGCGGCGGCAGCAGCAAGGUCAGGUUCCUGCCGGCGACGGCGCAGAGGCGCCGCGUGGUGGCGCGCCCGCGGGCCGCGGUGUCCGGCGCGGAGAAGGAGAAGGCCAAGCCGGCCGAGUCCGGAAGCAAGGAGGACGAGCGCGUGGUGCAGGUGCACAGCGCGGAGGAGUUCGACAGCGCGCUCCAGAAGGCCAAGAACAGGCUGGUGGUGGUGGAGUUCGCGGCGAGCCACAGCGUGAACAGCAAGCGCAUCUACCCGUGCAUGGUGGACCUCAGCCGCACCUGCGGCGACGUCGACUUCCUCCUCGUCAUGGGCGACGAGUCGGAGGCCACGCGGGAGCUGUGCCAGCGGGAGGGCAUCACCCAGGUGCCGCACUUCUCCUUCUACAAGGGCACCGAGAAGGUGCACGAGGAGGAGGGCAUCGGCCCCGACCAGCUCGCCGGCGACGUUCUCUACUACGGCGACAACCACGCCGGCGUCGUGCAGCUGCACAACCGGGCGGACGUGGAGGCGCUCAUGGCCGAGAACAGCGGCGAGGACGGCAAGCUGCUGGUGCUGGACGUCGGGCUCAAGCACUGCGGGCCCUGCGUCAAGGUCUACCCCACCGUCGUCAAGCUCUCCCGCUCCAUGGCCGACACCGCCGUCUUCGCGCGCAUGAACGGCGACGAGAACGACGCAUGCAUGCAGUUCCUCAAGGACAUGGAGGUCGUCGAGGUGCCCACCUUCCUCUUCAUCAGGGACAAGAAAAUCGUGGGCCGCUACGUCGGCUCCGGCAAGGGCGAGCUCAUCGGCGAGAUCCUCCGCUACCAGGGCGUCAGGGUCACAUACUAA